Lingula anatina is the source of this 744-nucleotide messenger RNA. Its product is annotated as very-long-chain (3R)-3-hydroxyacyl-CoA dehydratase 2. Lineage: Eukaryota; Metazoa; Brachiopoda; Lingulata; Lingulida; Lingulidae. Gene Ontology annotation, biological process: sphingolipid biosynthetic process; fatty acid elongation; very long-chain fatty acid biosynthetic process. Gene Ontology annotation, molecular function: 3-hydroxyacyl-CoA dehydratase activity. The record is from RefSeq and is a predicted model, not a curated record. Gene Ontology annotation, cellular component: endoplasmic reticulum membrane.
AUGGCUCAACGCAGUCAACAGAGCUCUCUUGCAAAAGCAUAUUUACUCCUUUAUAAUAUUGGGCAGACGAUAGGAUGGAGUUGUAUACUGUUCCUAUCAUUACAACAUUACCUCAUUACCAAGUCCUGGGUGGGCCUGUACAGACACUCCUAUAUACAGCUACUGCUGGAGGUCUUCCAGACAUUAGCAUACCUUGAGGUGUUGCACUGUGUGCUGGGAUUGGUGAAGUCAAACUGGUUUCUGACGGCAGUUCAGAUCUUUUCCCGAGUCUUCCUCACCUGGGGCGUGGUAUGGAGUAUACCAGAGGUUCAAGACGGUUGGUUUGUAGCCUGCUUUCUUCUACCCUGGACUUUAACAGAAAUUAUCAGAUAUUCAUUUUACGCUCUGAAUUUAUUGAACUCGGUACCAUAUUUUCUCAUAUGGUGUAGAUACACAUUCUUCAUAGUGCUGUAUCCUAUAGGAGUUUCAGGAGAACUAUUCACACAGUUUUCAGCAUUACCUUAUAUAAAGAAGACUGCAAUCUAUACCUAUCCACUGCCAAAUAGGAUGAACAUGAGUUUUGACUACUAUACUGUUGUGAUUAUCCUCAUGCUUAGUUAUAUACCACUUUUUCCAAUGCUGUACUUCCACAUGAUAGGGCAAAGGAAGAAAGUUCUAAGAGGUUUAUCUGAGAAAAAGGAAGAUUAAAAAGGGAUAAAAUAGGAAAAAAGGAAAAACUUACUUUUGUGGCAAAAUGGUUCAAAA